AUGCUGGGGCUGGUGUUCCUCUGUACGGUGGUCCUGAUGUGCUGUCAGGACCGUGUUGCGGGAGAUAAUGCGUUCAUUGAUAGCGCUCCCGAAGGAUACUACGAACGAACGUCACUAACUGAUUGUCCCAGUCGGUUCUACAGUGAGGAUGUGUCCAGUGCGUUGGGAUUUUUCAUCUACGGCGGAGGUCGAGCGUACCUCAGUGAGUUUCCUCACAUGGCCGCGAUCGGGUGGACGACACAAAACGCGGCGGUUCCGCGUACAGUCGAGUAUAAAUGCGGUGGAUCGUUAAUUGCGGCAAAGUGGGUGCUAACUGCCGCUCACUGUGGACAGGAUGAGAACAGGAUCGCUCCCGACACGGUACGUCUCGGUGAUACGGAUCUGGCCACGACGGCCGAUGACGCUAGCGCCCAACAGUUCACCAUCGUGAGCUUCACGGUGCACGAUAAGUACAAGAAGAGCAAAAAGUACUACGACAUUGCGCUGAUCGAGCUGGACCACGAGGCAAAGUUCACGCUGGCCGUGUGUCCGAUUUGUCUGUGGCCGUUGGACAAUUUGCAAGACUUCAGUGCAAGCCUGCGAGCGGUUGGUUUUGGGCAUACUUCGUAUGGAUCCGGAAUGAGUCCCGUGUUGCAGAAGGUAUCACUCAACUACUACGACUCCGAAUCGUGCAACAACGAGCUACCGAGACCGAAGUUCUUCAAGGACGGUCUAACGCAGGAUCAGUUCUGUACGAAAACUCCAAACAAAGAUGCCUGCCUCGGGGACUCGGGUGGCCCACUGCAGAUCGAUCUGUCCGAUGUGUCGCGAGUCAUACCGUACCUGACGGGUGUGGUCUCGUUCGGGACAGGAUGUUGGGAUGGUUCGUUCGGGGUGUACACCAAAGUGUCCAGCUACAUCGACUGGAUCCGGCAGAGGGUGAACGUGACGGUCGAUCCGAUCGAGUGUGCCCGGAACUCCGAGUGCCUGCGAUCGAGACCGUUCUCCGACAGCCGCCUGAGUCCUCAGAACAAUUCUCCAUUCUUCAAGGUGAACCUUCGAAAGCCUGAUAAUAGUUCGUUUCACCAGUGCAGUGGAGCCUUGAUAGACUACCGUCAUGUUGUAACCUCGGCUACGUGCGCCACCCGAAACAAUCAGCGGCCAGCCUUCGUCGAGGCCAACAACAAUCUGAUCGAGAUCGUCGAUAUCGAUCUACACCCGCAGUACGUCCCGGGCAAGAGCUACAACAACCUGGCGGUCCUCACGCUCGGCAAGUUCUACAAUCCCAACAAGAUCUACCAGAUCAUCGCUCCGGCCUGCAUGUGGAAGGAAGAUCGCAUUACCGAUUUGGUAAUGUUUUUCUCCGGCUACGGCCCGGAAGUGAAGGACGAUCCGAAGGAAAAGGCGAACAAUGUGUCGCUCAAAAUUUUGGUAGCCCUGCUAACGGAAAAUGGACGCUGUGAGGCGAACGACGUGCGGAAGGUGAACGGCACCAGUCUUGCGGGGGGCUUUAACAGUGAUUUUCUCUGCACGCACAAUCCCAUCGAUUUGGUACCCGGAAUAUGCAAGCUCGAACCAGGCGGCGCUGUAUCCAACUUCCGGCGGGAUGCCAUCGUUCCGUACGUCUACGGAAUCAACGCGCUCGACGAGGGUCCUUGUGGUGGGUCACAGAACCCCUUUGUUGCUACCCGCCUGGCGCCGUCCUACAACUGGAUUGAGUCGAUCGUGCUCAACCGAACGAUCGAGGAUAUUCCUGGAACAAUCAUUGUACGACUGGGCGAAGACGACCCACCAAACGCGGGUUCAUCGUACUACAGUAGCACUGGCCAUGCUGGGGAUCACUUGGUUCCUCUGCUACUUUCAGAUGUACUAACUAACCAUAUUAGACCGUACGGAGAUGACCUUCUUCGCAGACCGUCUGGUGCUACCGUGCAAGUCUAUCAUCAGUCAUUGAAGAAUACGCCGGAUACGUACAAAAUUUAUGGACCUCACAUUGGUCUUCCACUUGGGCAGAAGGUCAACCCACUGCUACCAGCUACUCAUGUGGCUCCCGUAAGAACAGUGAGUGCUACCCGCCCGAUGGACCACCAGAUCGAGAUCGUUCCGUCGAUAGAACUACCUGGGUUAGGGCAUGUGAUCAACUACCAACCGUUUCCGGUACAGCAGCAGUACCAGAGGACACCAGCUUUUCACCAGCAAGUGCAUCCUUAUCAUCAGCAGCAACAUCGGCAUGGGGUACCUCACCAAUCGAUCGUGGAUCACAACCAACUUGUGUCGAUCAUCCGAUCUGUGGAGCUGCACGAGAACGGUCACUGCACGCUGCCGACUGGAGCCCUUGGUCGCUGUCUGCACUAUACGCGCUGUCCUUCGAUGUACUGGAAUACCCAGAACGUGGCCGCCUACGUUCGCCUAGGCUUGGUUCCCUUUUGCAACCAACAGCAGCAGAUCAUUUGCUGCCAGGUACAGUGA
Anopheles bellator is the source of this 2448-nucleotide messenger RNA. RefSeq lists its product as uncharacterized. NCBI's taxonomy places the organism in Eukaryota, Metazoa, Arthropoda, Insecta, Diptera, Culicidae. Gene Ontology annotation, molecular function: serine-type endopeptidase activity. The coding region runs from base 1 to 2448 and encodes 815 amino acids. Gene Ontology annotation, biological process: proteolysis. The transcript has 11 exons. The record is from RefSeq and is a predicted model, not a curated record.